This is a messenger RNA of Cimex lectularius (bed bug), 1706 nucleotides long. RefSeq names its product dolichyl pyrophosphate Man9GlcNAc2 alpha-1,3-glucosyltransferase (gene gny). Gene Ontology annotation, cellular component: endoplasmic reticulum membrane. NCBI's taxonomy places the organism in Eukaryota, Metazoa, Arthropoda, Insecta, Hemiptera, Cimicidae. Gene Ontology annotation, biological process: protein N-linked glycosylation. Bases 166 to 1611 code for a protein of 481 amino acids. The transcript is spliced from 3 exons. Gene Ontology annotation, molecular function: dolichyl pyrophosphate Man9GlcNAc2 alpha-1,3-glucosyltransferase activity. The record is from RefSeq and is a predicted model, not a curated record.
GAAGCGUUGCCUCGUCACACAGAGAAAACAGGCGAUCCACAACGGGGCCGCUUUUUGUUUGCCCCUCGGGCCGACUGCUUUCAACGAAAUGCCGACUUAAUUCACAAAACAUUCCCGAUUCGGUGGCGAGCUUAUAAAUAACAAAGCGUAAAUGGAUUUGUUAAAAUGGCUGUGAACUUGAGCACCCUGAUAAUACUUCUAAGCAUUUUUCUGAGAUGUUCCGUUUCCCUGUACGGAUACUCAGGGGAAGGAAGCCCGCCAAUGUACGGAGACUACGAAGCCCAGAGGCAUUGGAUGGAGAUAACAUACAAUUUAGACAUUAAAGACUGGUAUUUCAAUUCAACUGAAAACGAUCUUUUGUACUGGGGACUCGACUACCCACCGUUAACCGCCUAUCACAGUUGGCUUUGUGGUGCUAUUGCUAAUUACCUCAAUCCAGAAUUUGUGGAAUUGACCAAAUCAAGAGGAUUCGAAUCACCCGAACAUAAACUUUUCAUGCGGUUUACAGUAAUUGUGGCUGACUUGCUUACAUUUAUGGCUGGUGCUGUUAUUUAUUCCAUUUUGGCGAAACCUGAAGAUCGAGACAUACAACUACUCAUCCUUCUCGCCUAUCCAGGUCUAAUUCUUAUUGACCAUGGUCAUUUCCAGUAUAAUUGUGUGUCGCUCGGUUUAGCUCUGUAUUCUAUUAUUGCCACGAUUAAAGGUUUUGAUACCACUGCUGCCAUUUUGUUUUGCUUAUCACUUAGUUACAAACAAAUGAUUCUCUACUAUUCUUUACCUAUAUUUUUUUAUUAUCUAGGAAUUUGCAAAGACAUAUUUUUCAAACGUAACUUUUACACAAGUUUUGUCAAGUUUUUUUGUUUAGCUUUAUCUGUGAUAUUCUCAAUUUUCAUUGUUUGGUUACCAUUUAUGUCCAGUUACAGUCAACUUGCUCAAGUCCUACACAGAUUGUUUCCGUUGGAAAGGGGUAUUUUUGAAGACAAAGUGUCAAACUUUUGGUGUAUCGCUAAUGUAAUUUUCAAAUUUAGAAAUUAUAUGUCCAAUGAAAAGAUUGCUAUGGUGUGCGCCAUUCUGACACUUUUGUUUUCCAUCCCCUCUUGCAUAGAUGUUUUCAAAACACCGAUUAAAGACAAGUACAUACUAGCAACAAUAAACACUUCUUUAGCAUUUUUUAUUUUCUCUUAUCAGGUACAUGAAAAGACCAUCCUUUUAGUCGCCCUUCCUGUCAUGCUUUAUUUCAACAAACAGCCGUUGCAUUGUUUUUGGCUACUUAACAUUUCAACUUUAAGUAUGCUACCUUUAUUUUUAAAAGAUAAACUGUUAAUACCAUUUUUAGCUCUCAAUUUAUUAUUUCUCAUAUCGGUGUAUGCUAUAUGUCAUACUAAAGAUAUAACAUGGUUGAAAAGAAAAGUUAUCAACAAUAUUUUUGUUUUCUCCCUAAUUGUUGGUUUCGUACUGGCCUUGAUUCCAGUACUUUGCAGUCCUCCACGUAAAUACCCCGAUUUAUUUUCUUUAUUGAUAUCCGUUUAUUGUGGUCUUCAUUUCAUGUAUUUUUUAAUAUACUUCACAAAAUUACAGCUAACAUUGAAUGUGAAAUUGAAAACAUAUUGAAUUAAAUGUUUGACUAUGUAAAAUAAUAAGUAUGUGUUCUAAAAAUGUAAAUUGUGAUACCACUUUCCAAUAAAUACAAUAUUUUGUGAUAGAAA